Molecule: messenger RNA, 930 nt
Organism: Sorex araneus (European shrew)
Lineage: Eukaryota; Metazoa; Chordata; Mammalia; Eulipotyphla; Soricidae
Product: homeobox protein Nkx-6.2-like
Exons: 4
Coding region: 1-930 (309 amino acids)
Biological process (GO): regulation of transcription by RNA polymerase II; cell differentiation
Cellular component (GO): nucleus
Molecular function (GO): DNA-binding transcription factor activity, RNA polymerase II-specific; RNA polymerase II cis-regulatory region sequence-specific DNA binding
Source: RefSeq, a predicted model, not a curated record
AUGAGUUUGCUGCUAAGGUUUAUUCCAGUCUCUACAGCCGCUGAAGAAGUCAUGGGGUUGUUCUUUAGCUCUUUAGAAGCUAUUUCUGUGGACUUUAUCUAUGGAAAGUUCACAAAGGCCAAAUUCUUCCCUUAUGUUGCGGAAGAGCAUGAUGUGUUUUAUGAAUGUGAUUCUCAAAUAUACCAAAUACAGCAUGGGCUUUCAGCAAGUGCUGUAGCUACUCCCCUAAAUCUCCGAGCUAAAGAAAUUGGCUUGACGCCCAGGGGUCACUCCUGGAGAUUUGUGGCUAAGUGUGCUGCAGUGAAUCAGAGGGCCAAGGAUGCAGCGCUGCUCAAGCCUCAGGGUGCUGGAGAUUCCUUAGUUUACCCUAGUGGUGAUCUUCAGCCUACAGACCUCUGUCUGUUGUUCACUCACACUCCUGUUGUUCACUCGCACUCCGGGCGCCCGCCCAUCUUCUGGCCCGGCGUGGUGCAGGGCUCGCCCUGGAGGGACCCGCAUCUGGCCGGCCCGGCCCCGGCCUGCGGCGGGCUGGACAAGGACUGCAAGAAGAAGCACUCACGGCCGACCUUCUCGGGCCAGCAGAUCUUCGCGCUGGAGAAGACCUUCGAGCAGACCAAGUACCUGGCGGGCCCCGAGCGCGCGCGCCUCGCCUACUCCCUGGGCAUGACCGAGAGCCAAGUCAAGCUGUGGUUCCAGAACCGCCGGACCAAGGGGCGCAAGCGGCACGCGGCCGAGAUGGCUUCGGCCAAGAAGAAGCAGGACUCGGACGCCGAGAAGCUGCAAGUGGGCGGCUCGGACGCCGAGGACGACGACGAGUACAACCGGCCCCUGGACCCCAGCUCGGACGACGAGAAGAUCACGAGGCUUCUGAAGAAGCACAAACCCUCAAACUUGGCGCUGGUCAGCCCGUGCGGCGCGGGGGACGCGUGA